AUGGCUUCUUUUCUUACUUGCACAAGAGGUUCAGCACUCUCAUUGAUCAUCUCUCUUACAAUUAGCUCAUUAAUUGGUGCAUUUGCUAGUGACUUCAACCAAGACUUUGAUAUCACUUGGGGAGAUGGUCGUGCUAAGACACUCAACAAUGGCCAGCUUCUUACCCUCAACCUUGACAAAGCUUCUGGCUCUGGAUUUCAGUCGAAGAAUAAGUAUCUUUUAGGAAAGAUUGAUAUGCAGCUCAAGCUUGUCCCUAGCAACUCUGCUGGCACUGUCACUGCCUACUAUUUAUCCUUGAAAGGGUCCACGUGGGAUGAGAUAGACUUUGAGUUCUUGGGAAAUCUGAGUGGUGUACCUUACAUUCUUCACACUAAUGUGUUUAGCAAAGGCAAAGGUAACAGAGAGCAACAAUUCUAUCUGUGGUUUGACGCAACUGCAGAUUUCCACACCUAUUCCAUCCUUUGGAAUCCUCAGCGUGUCAUCUUUUCUGUUGAUGGGACUCCUAUUAGAGUGUUCAAGAACAUGGAGAGCAUUGGUGUUCCAUUCCCAAAGAAUCAACCAAUGAGGAUUUACUCUAUUCUAUGGAAUGCUGAUGACUGGGCUACAAUAGGUGGACUUGUCAAGACAGAUUGGAGUCAAGCUCCAUUCGCUGCUAUCUAUAGCAGCUGAUUGGGAGUAAAUUAGCUAUCAGCAGCUGAUUGUAUCAACUUUAUUUUAUAG
Messenger RNA from Ricinus communis (castor bean), 720 nucleotides. Its product is annotated as xyloglucan endotransglucosylase protein 1. The record is from RefSeq and is a predicted model, not a curated record. The transcript is spliced from 3 exons. NCBI's taxonomy places the organism in Eukaryota, Viridiplantae, Streptophyta, Magnoliopsida, Malpighiales, Euphorbiaceae. Gene Ontology annotation, molecular function: hydrolase activity, hydrolyzing O-glycosyl compounds; xyloglucan:xyloglucosyl transferase activity. Gene Ontology annotation, biological process: xyloglucan metabolic process; cell wall biogenesis.